This is a messenger RNA of Triplophysa rosa, 3377 nucleotides long. It is a transcript of the gene gpr107, whose product is annotated as G protein-coupled receptor 107. Gene Ontology annotation, cellular component: Golgi apparatus; clathrin-coated vesicle; membrane. Gene Ontology annotation, biological process: clathrin-dependent endocytosis. The transcript has 18 exons. The record is from RefSeq and is a predicted model, not a curated record. NCBI's taxonomy places the organism in Eukaryota, Metazoa, Chordata, Actinopteri, Cypriniformes, Nemacheilidae. Gene Ontology annotation, molecular function: clathrin heavy chain binding.
GACCUGCUAUUAUUUUCGAAGCGGUUUUAAAUAUGGCGUCCGGGAAAAUAUGUAUGUUUACAGUUAUUAAUACGAUUAUUACAGUUUUUAUCAUAGAAAGUCACUGUCGACUACAUCAUCUUAUACUUAAGGAUGACAUCCGUCAGCGGGUCCAUCUGAAUACAUUCGGUUUUUAUAAAGAUGGUUCCAUGAGUAUAAGCAUGAACAGCCUAAGCUUCACAAAUGGAAAUACGAACGAUAUUGACAGCUCCACGAUUGGUUUCAGCUUAGAUCGUUCAAGCAAUAAUGGUUUCUCCACAUAUCUGGAUGAAGGUCUUGACUACUGUCCUUUGAAAAAAGAUCCAAGCAGUAAUUUUGCAGGAGUGCUUCUUUUGUUGGACUUCCAAAAUAAACUAGUGAGAAAGAAGACCUCAGCAGAAGCUGAUGUGUUUCCUAAAAUCUUACCUGUGUUGCAUCAAAAUACUGAGAAGUAAGUGCCUGCUGAAAAGGGGAAAGAUCUCCAAGACAAUAAGCCAGAUGAUGAAAGUCAACCGGUGGCUCCCAAAAUCAAGAGAGACGUUGAGAACAAGGCAGAAGAUACCUAUCCUCUACUUUACAAAGGCCAGAUCUACUCCUUUCAGUUUUACUUAAAUAUCACAACAGACGAGCAGCAAGGCCUUUACAACUUUUAUUUCUACAACUGCUACUCCAUGGCAAUAAAUCAGCACAGCUCUAUGUCAGACCUGCUGACUUUCAGCAUUGAUAUCGAUAUAAAGGAGAAGAAUCCAGACAGCUACCUCUCUGCAGGAGAGAUUCCAUUACCUAAACUAUACAUCUGCAUGUCCACUUUCUUCUUUGUCAUUGGCAUACUGUGGGUUCAUGUUUUGUUUACCCAUAGUGCUGAUGUUUACAAGAUUCAUUGGCUGAUGGCGGCUCUUCCAUUCACAAAGUCACUUUCUCUUAUUUUCCAUGCGAUUGACUACUACUACAUUUCAAAUCAGGGCUUUCCCAUCGAAGGCUGGGCUGUGGUCUACUACAUUACUCACCUACUGAAGGGGGCGCUGUUGUUCAUUACUAUAGCAUUAAUAGGAACCGGCUGGGCCUUUGUCAAACAUAUUCUCUCUGAUAAAGACAAGAAGAUCUUCAUGAUCGUCAUUCCUUUGCAGGUUCUGGCCAAUGUGGCGUACAUCAUUAUUGAGUCCACAGAGGAAGGCUCAAGUGAGUACGGUCUUUGGAUGGAGAUCCUGUUCUUGGUGGAUCUGCUGUGCUGUGGGGCUAUUCUCUUCCCUGUUGUCUGGUCUAUUAGACAUUUACAAGAGGCGUCAGCAACAGAUGGGAAAGCUGCUAUCAAUCUGGCUCAGCUGAAACUUUUUAGGCACUAUUAUGUGAUGAUUGUUUGCUAUAUUUAUUUCACUCGUAUCAUCGCCAGUCUCAUCAAGGUCAUUGUCCCCUUUCAGUGGAAGUGGCUCUACCAGCUAUUGGAUGAGCUGGCCACCCUGACCUUCUUCUUCUUAACUGGACACAAGUUCCGGCCGGCCUCCUACAACCCGUAUCUGCUGCUAUCUGUGGAGGAAGAAGACAUGGAGAUGGAUGACGUUGUAACUACCUCAACAGCCAUGGGUGAGGGUGUUAAGAAAGUGAAGAAGUUAUCAAACGGCCCUUCUGGUGAGAGGGAGAGCAUGGCAUGAUGGGAGAUCAAAUUCUGUGUGUGUGUCUCUGGACUUUGUGGCCAGCUACUGACAUGUCAGACAUUCUUAACAGCUUUGAUGUGCAGAAUUCCCAGUGGACCUACUUUAUGAUCACAUGUGAAGACAGUGUUCCAGAUCCAUAUAUAUCUAUCUCUGUAAAUGUUGCACCAAUGGCAUAGAGACCUCACACUACACCGCUCCAUUCCUUUUGCCGCUGUGUUUUAUUGCUUGGUGCUGUGCUUUAUUCUCAUUUUAUAAUGUGUGUGUGUUAAUUUUUUCAAUUUGUUUGUUUGUUUUUAUUUAUUUAUGACCUUCCUAAGCAUUGCUUGUUGUUAGUCACCCUGUGGCACUUUAAUAGGAACACUCCAGUCGCGUGAAAGCGUACGUGUGGUCACUGGAAUCUGUGGAACACUGCUGUCUCCAAGAUGUCUCUUCAUAAGCUAUUAUUUAAGUGAUUGUUUCCUACUCAAAAUUUUCCAAAUGAAUUUUUUUCAUUUAUGUAAAUGCAGGGCCCAGAAAACAUGCAUAACCCUGAUUAAAGCAUUACGAAGAAUAAAAUGUACCGUACCCAAGAUUAGUCAGGGUCUGAUGACAGCUUCAUGUUUUCUCAGUAUUUGUGAAUUGUGAACACAGAUCACGAUGGACAAUAAUAUCACCGGGUUGUCCAGAACCUUGCAUUUUUAAAUGUAUCAAAAUGUGGAUUCAAAUGAUUUCAGGGAUCUUGUAAAUUAUGGUUGCUGGUAAUGCGAUGGAGGAUUUUAAUUUGAAGUUCAAUGUUUUGCUUUUUCUCAUAUCUUUUGAGCAGCUUUAUGAAAUUGUGUUUCAGUAUUAAAUUGUGCAAUGGUUUCAUAUGUAUGGCUUCAUAUUUGAUUAAAAGUGUGUAUAUAAUGGGGAAAUACAUGUAGAUUCUGUAUGAUAAAGAACUAACUGUGUAAAGUCCAGUCAGAACGCAACCCAAGAUUCUUAUUGUUUAGAGUAUUCUGUUCUUCAACAGCUAUAGAAGUCCAUUCUUAAAUUAUGCCAUAACCAAUGUAAAUUUCUUACUGAACAUUAUUUGAGAUAAAAAAGUUUUAUGACAAAAUCGUGAUCCUUUAGGACAAAAUCAUGAUGUAGUAUCUUAUCAUUCCUGAACACAACAAACAUUUGGCAGCAUUGAGGCAAAUGGAUGGUUUAUAAUUAAUUCAGUGAGGGACUAAUGAUGAGCAAACGAAAGAAUUACAAAUGAUAAUUCUGUCUUAUCAUUUUUUUACCUUCAGUAAAACAUUUUCACUAAUUUAUCAUCUCUAAUGGGGACAAUUACAUUUUUAAGAGAUGGGGUGAAGCACAAAAUGUUAACAUUUAUUGAAUGUUCUGACUUUGCCAAACAGACAAAAUAGAUGAGCUAAUAUUUUGCUGAUGAUGUGUCACUUGUUUGGAACCUGUGAUUUUCAAUUACUUGUACAAGCUUAAAAUUGUGCUUUUUAAAAUUAUAUUCAUUUGCCUUACGUUUAUCUUUUGUUUUGUAGCACUCUUCUUUGGAAACCCUAGAUAGUGUGGUGGUAAGACUUGCUAUUUAUUAAAGUUAUUAUUUACGACAAUUAAAUAUUCAAUCUGUUUGCACAAAACAAUGCACUGUUAAGUAUUUGAUCCAUAUUAACAAGCUACAAACGUUUUGUAUUAUUAAUUGUUUGAUAAAUGUUUAUCAAUAAAGUGCAAUUGUCAUUUUAUAAC